This is a messenger RNA of Cydia strobilella, 1254 nucleotides long. It is a transcript of the gene Iyd, whose product is annotated as iodotyrosine deiodinase 1. Bases 54 to 953 code for a protein of 299 amino acids. The record is from RefSeq and is a predicted model, not a curated record. Lineage: Eukaryota; Metazoa; Arthropoda; Insecta; Lepidoptera; Tortricidae. Gene Ontology annotation, cellular component: plasma membrane. Gene Ontology annotation, molecular function: oxidoreductase activity. The transcript is spliced from 4 exons.
GUUGGUCGGUUGUCUUCAAUCGCGUCGCUUGUGCCGGUGUUUAAGUUGUUAAAAUGAACUUUAUUUCUGCGUCGAUAUGGACUUUGGAAAACCACUGUUUUAUUGUGUACACGAUGUUGUUGGUUUCUUUCGUGGUGUUUACAUUGUUUCAUAAGAAGAGGGUUGAGGCUCAGGCGGUGCGGCAUAAUGCCAAAAGAUUGGCGCCAAAUGGAGCGGGGACCGGGAGAGAGCGCGAACGCGACUUUCCCGAGGACGACCCGGACCCGAUCCUAACUUCAGCUAUUCCUGAAGACACACCCCACAUCCCGUACAAGCCGGUCCACCGCUCUGAUGACGAGAUCCUGCAGCGGUCGCGAGAGUAUUACGAGCUGAUGGCCCAGCGGCGGUCCGUGAGGAUGUUCAGCACAGAGCCCGUUCCACAGGAGGUUCUUGAGAACAUCAUUAAGACUGCAGGCACCUCCCCAUCAGGAGCCCACACCGAACCCUGGACAUUCGUGGUCGUCCGAGACCCAGAAGUGAAGGAAGCCAUCCGCGAAAUCGUAGAGGAAGAAGAAGACCUAAACUACCGACAGAGGAUGUCCAAGCAAUGGACUACAGACUUGAAGCCUUUCCGGACGAAGGCUGAAAAGCCUUAUUUGUCUGAUGCUCCUGCGUUGCUGCUGGUGUUUCGGCAGACGUACUCUUGGAAAGAGGAUAAUACCAAGAGGAUGCAUUAUUAUAGUGAGAUCAGUGUGGCGAUUGCUGCUGGGAUUCUAUUGGCUGCGAUACAGUACUGCGGCCUAGUAGCUCUAACUUCCACUCCUCUCAACUGCAACGCGCGCCUCAAAGCGCUGCUGUGCAGGCCGGGCAAUGAGCGACUGGAACUGUUGCUGCCGGUCGGCAGACCUCACGAGGGUGCCACUGUGCCGGACCUGCAGCGAAAGACCCUGGAACAGAUCAUGGUCAAGAUCUGACUAGUCAUCAACUUUAAAUGGCUAAAAAAGUCUUAAAAGAAGCCCGCAGCACCAAGAUCUCUGGUUUAAAAUGAGGUCCAGAUUGUAAGAAAUCCUCAAUUCAAGCCUGAUUGCCACCGUUAUAGUCCUAAAAAUUCUGCUUAAGAAAUUUUUGAUUGAUCAUUGUGAAAUGUAAAAACCAAUAUUAUCACACCAAAAGCUUUAAGAUCUCACGAGUGACUUAUUUAAUGCCAAGAACCCUUGAAAGAAUCACAAUAGCGCCAAGAACUCUUGGCAUAAACUAUCAGUUACCAUCAUAUGU